CACACACACACACACACACACACACACACAAACACACACAAACACACACAAACACACACCCCACCAUGGCAAGGGCAACACGCGCAAAACCCGCGCCCAAGGAACCCACACCAGAGCCAGCGCCGUCCGUAGCAACACGGCUCCCAGAAGCCACACGGAACCCGCCGAAGCUGUUCAUCCUGCCCAAACACACAUCGAAAGAUGCCCGGAUAGUCACGCUCGACAAUCCCGCCACCAGCACGCCCUCACGCUACUUCUUCUGCCCGUCGACAGGCUUCUACGAGUUCACACGCAUCGCGGCGCCGAAGAAGGCAUGUCGCAGCUGGCUGAUGACGCGUGACGACGCAACACCCGUCGCGCACAACGAGCCGUCAGAGAGCCCACAGGCCCAUGCCACGAACGAAGACCCAGAGACCGGGCUGGGGAGCGGCUUCACCACCAAAGACGCCAGCCUCUUCCUCGCAACCCCAAUCGACCUGCUCUUCCUGAUCCUGCCUGCCCUCGCGCCGCAAUCCGCAAGAGCAGAGACCCAGCACUUCCUCGCGCUCGACGACUACACAGACAAACUGGGGGCUGUCUCGCGGCACUGGAGCACGCUGCUCGGCCACCACCCCGCCCUCAAGACGACGCUGCAGGAGAAAAUGCGCACAGUCUGCGACACCGUCGACGCCGGCGACGAGACAAUGUACCGGCUAUCGCACGCCAGGCUGCAGGCCGUGUUGAUGCAGAAAGCAGAACGCAUGGUGCGCCACGGGCUACCAGCGAGCAUGGAAGAAAAGCUGAUCAAAUCCGCGCUCGACGCGCCCGUGCUCAGCAUCCAGCGCUCGGGCGAAAGCGAAGACAGCACAGUCGACGACGCCGCCGCGCAGGACCCCGGGCUGAACGCGCCAAUAACGCACCUCCUCCGCCUCCGCACAGCCCUCACAUACCUAACCACAUCCUACCUCCCCCCCUCGCUCACCUCCCCAAUUACAACCUUACUCAGCACUCUCCCCCUCUUCCACCCCCUCACAGCCCACCUCUCCACCCUAGCAGCCCUCCGCGCAACAGCACUCGCCCAGCGCAGUAUAAGCGACAACACGAGCCGCAAGCGCGCGGUGGAGAUGGACGAGGAACUGGUGGCGGAGCGGGAGGAGAAGAAGCGGAGGAAGGAAGAAGAGGCGGCUAGGAAGAAAGGGGAGAGUCUGGGGGUGAAGAAGUUGAGAAAGGUGGAUACGAGUGGGAUGAGGAAGAUGAGUGCUUUUUUCAACGUGAAGCCUAAGACGACGUAGACGGGGUGGAUGGCUGGCUGAUGGUAAAGUCCAUGCCUACGGUUCGAACAACCCCCCGCACCCACUCAGAUUUCUGGUUCAAGCACUUGGCACCUCAACGCCGCAGAUUUACAGAGCUGCAGGCAGUACAGAAAUGUUCUAUAGGUAGGACUUCUCCUAUUUUCAGUCCGCCGCACAAAAAAUACAGCAGAUUUAGGCGUGCUGUUAGUCAUCUUGUUCACGGCGUCUGAACCGACAACAGCUGUGUACCCCUGCUGCUAGUCAUUUUGUUCACAGGGUCUGAACCGACAACAGUUGUAUACCCCUGCUGCACCCCUGUUAGGUAUCUG
Didymella exigua CBS 183.55 is the source of this 1600-nucleotide messenger RNA. RefSeq lists its product as uncharacterized. Lineage: Eukaryota; Fungi; Ascomycota; Dothideomycetes; Pleosporales; Didymellaceae. The coding region runs from base 66 to 1271 and encodes 401 amino acids. The record is from RefSeq and is a predicted model, not a curated record. Gene Ontology annotation, biological process: ribonucleotide metabolic process; RNA catabolic process. Gene Ontology annotation, cellular component: ribonuclease H2 complex; nucleoplasm. The transcript has a single exon.